Actinia tenebrosa (Australian red waratah sea anemone) is the source of this 1219-nucleotide messenger RNA. Its product is annotated as histone H2B, gonadal. Gene Ontology annotation, cellular component: nucleosome. NCBI's taxonomy places the organism in Eukaryota, Metazoa, Cnidaria, Anthozoa, Actiniaria, Actiniidae. Gene Ontology annotation, molecular function: structural constituent of chromatin; DNA binding; protein heterodimerization activity. The record is from RefSeq and is a predicted model, not a curated record.
UUUGCAAUGCCUAAUAGUGGGAUACCUGUGGCAGAAAAUGAAAUAUAUUUUCGUUUUCACAAUAAUAUAUUUGAGCAUUUUUAAAAGCAGAGAUCAUGAUUGUUAUUAUCCUUUGCGAUUCCUAAAAGAAACAUUUUAAAUUUACUGUUGAUACUUAUAUAAGGUAUGUUCAGUUCCGUCUGAUCCAAAACCCGUAUACGUCAUGUCAUAUUUUUUAUAUACCUGUUUUAAGCUGUUUCCUUUGAAGUAAGUUUCAUUAUUCACCAAUGACAAUGGAGUAUUUUCGAUCCGCAUAUCAAUUGAUCCGGUUGUUUUGAUCAGAUAAAUAGCCAGAAUUUGUUCACUUUCAUAAUUAUCUAUAAACGCAGAAAGUCCCAUCAUGCCCGCUAAAGUUGCAAAGAAAGGCGAGAAGAAAGCUGGGGGAAAAGCUGCCAUAACGGGCACUAAGAAGAGAUCUAGAAAGAGAAAGGAAAGUUACGCUAUAUACAUUUACAAGGUUCUAAAACAAGUUCACCCUGAUACCGGAAUCUCAAGCAAAGCCAUGAUCAUAAUGAAUUCGUUUGUGAACGAUAUAUUCGAACGUAUGGCAACAGAGGCGUCGCGAUUAGCACACUAUAACAUGAAAUCAACCAUAACCUCCCGAGAGAUCCAAACAGCUGUUCGAUUACUACUUCCUGGUGAACUGGCGAAGCACGCAGUAAGUGAAGGAACGAAGGCUGUCACUAAGUACACCAGCAGCAAGUAAAGAUCCAGACAAACUUUACUCCCGUUGCAAAUCAGCUACUUGAUGAAGGAACCCAAUUCGUUCGCUGGAUCCCAUACCAUUUCCAGUAAUGUUAUAUUUAUCAUUUUGUACAAUGUUAUAUUCCAAAAUACACUACAAACAGUUACAGUUCGUGGUUUUAAAAUGUUAUACAAAACUGAUACAAUGAAAAUGUUACAAAUUAAAUCGUUAUGAAGUACUUACAACAUCCAGUUGACAGCAUUUGCUAUGAUCAAAAGCAACAUUCUGUCCUGGAAAAAUAUAAGUAGCAAUAGUAGAGUUUAAUAACACUUUAUUGCAUUAAAACAAUUGUUGCAUUUGGGACAGUUCCUAUACAUUUCGUAUUAUUGACCCCAAUACCUCGACUUGAAGCAAUAAUUGUUUAAAUGCAAGAUCAUUUAUUUGUACAGAAUAAGAAGAGCAGGAAAUAAAGGUUCUUUUAACAUUUAGUCUUAA